AUCCGAUAUGGGUAUUGUGGUGGGCAAGUGUAGCAUUGUGAAUAAAUACUCGAGGCUCCAUGGAAUACUUAACACAUGUAUACCAUAGUGUGACGAAGUGGCAACAUGUGGAAAUUUGUGGUAUUCCUGGGGAUCCUCGGGCUGGCAACAGCCCAGAAAGUCAGUUUCGAAAAUCACAAGGUUUUCAGGAUAUUACCCACGAAUGCUGAGCAGAUUGCCCUCUUGCACCAGAUCGCCGACACUUCGGAUGGACAAUACUCUUUUUGGAAUGGUCCAGGCAGUGUGAAUGUAACCGCAGAUUUGAUGGUUGCUCCUCACAAAAUUCCCGAAUUCGAAAGAUUGAUGAGUUUCACGGAAACCAAGUAUGUGCCCUACAUCGACGAUGUUCAGCAACUAAUUGAUCUUGAAAAUCCAAACCUGGAGAGAUUGACGACGGAAUUUGACUGGACGAGUUACCAUACGCUGGAGGACAUAAACGCCUGGUUGGAUUCACUAGCCAAGAUUUAUCCAGACAAAGUGGAAGUGGUUGUUGCUGGUACAACGUAUGAGGGACGUGAGAUCAAGGGUGUGAAGGUUUCAUUCAAACCUGGAAAUCCUGGUGUAUUUAUUGAGGGAAAUAUUCAUGCACGCGAAUGGAUAACAGCUGCCACUGUUACUUACAUUCUCAAUCAAUUACUGACCAGUCAGGAUCCGAUCAUCAGAGAAUUGGCAGACAGACACGACUGGUACAUCUUUCCAGUGUUCAAUCCCGAUGGAUACGUCUUCACCCACACCACCAACCGUCUCUGGCGUAAAACGAGAAAACCCUACAGUGCAUUCUGCCGUGGAUCCGACCCCAACCGCAACUGGGGCUACAAAUGGAACAAUGGUGGAGCCAGUAAUGUUCCAUGCGCUGAAACUUACGCCGGAUCCGCUGCCUUUUCUGACAUUGAGACUAAAUCGAUGUCUCAGUACAUCAGCUCGAUAGCCGACAAAUUCUACGCCUACAUAUCGUUCCACAGUUAUUCUCAGCUGUUGCUCUUCCCCUACGGUCACACUAAGCAGCAUCUCGAUAAUUACGAUGAUCUGUAUGCGAUCGGAGUGAAAACGAUUAAUGCGUUGGCCAAGAGAUACGGCACCAAGUACGUCACAGGAAAUGUGGCUGAGACUAUUUAUAUUGCUAGUGGCAGUUCUGUCGACUGGGUAAAAGGAGUCCACCAGACACCGAUCACUUACACUUACGAACUUCGUGACAAAGGGAAGUUUGGGUUUCUACUUCCAGCUAAACAAAUCAUUCCCACUGGACAGGAAACCCUUGACUCUCUCGUUGCCAUGUUCAAAAGCGCACAAGCAAGGGGUUAUCCAAAGAGCUUAUAACUUCGCUCUGAUGAUCAGCAGGAGCUCGCAGUUUGCGGGGAUUUUAAUAAAAGUUGAUAACUCAUUCGUUUUUUUUAUUCCAUUUUAUGGCCAUUAAUAAAGUACUAUUGUUGAGUU
This is a messenger RNA of Fopius arisanus, 1473 nucleotides long. RefSeq names its product zinc carboxypeptidase. The record is from RefSeq and is a predicted model, not a curated record. The coding region runs from base 106 to 1356 and encodes 416 amino acids. Gene Ontology annotation, biological process: proteolysis. The transcript has 7 exons. Gene Ontology annotation, molecular function: metallocarboxypeptidase activity; zinc ion binding. Lineage: Eukaryota; Metazoa; Arthropoda; Insecta; Hymenoptera; Braconidae.